Anthonomus grandis grandis is the source of this 1126-nucleotide messenger RNA. RefSeq names its product E3 ubiquitin-protein ligase RNF146-like. Gene Ontology annotation, biological process: ubiquitin-dependent protein catabolic process; Wnt signaling pathway. Gene Ontology annotation, cellular component: cytoplasm; nucleus. The transcript is spliced from 4 exons. Gene Ontology annotation, molecular function: zinc ion binding; poly-ADP-D-ribose binding; ubiquitin protein ligase activity. The coding region runs from base 221 to 967 and encodes 248 amino acids. NCBI's taxonomy places the organism in Eukaryota, Metazoa, Arthropoda, Insecta, Coleoptera, Curculionidae. The record is from RefSeq and is a predicted model, not a curated record.
GCAGUUUGGUUGCAAAGAUCAUGUCCGAAAUAAUAAUUGUGGUUUUAAAGUGUUUAACAGUAAUAAAAUUUACCACUUAAAAAGCUCUCAUACAACGCACUAACCUGUUUGGGCUCUUUCGUAUUCUUUCGGUGUAACUUCAAUGUGGUAUUCAAAAUUAUUUUCUGCGUCUAUUAUUCUUACCAUCUUGCUUUUUCAGUCAUAUUUAUUUUAUUAACAAAUGUGGUCUGGUUUUAAUAAAGCAAAACACCGUACCGGAAAACAAAACAGAAACAGAAUAGUUCAAAGUAUGGCAGAAGCAGACCAAGCCUCCCAAACGGAACCCAAGGAAAAAGGAGAUGGUCCAGAAUGUGCAGUUUGUCUCCAAUCCUGUGUCCAUCCAGCCCAGCUCCCUUGCGGCCACAUAUUUUGCUAUUUAUGCGUAAAAGGUUUUGCCAAUCAGAACAAAAAGUGCGCCAUGUGUCGACAGGAGAUACCAAGAAACUUUGUUGACCAACCAACCCUUUUAGAAGCCCUUCUGUCUACUGACGAAACAGAAGGCUUCGACGGAGGAUACCAAUGGUUUUACGAAGGAAGAAAUGGUUGGUGGCAGUACGACGAGCGCACCAGCAAAGAAUUGGAAGCGUCUUAUAAAAAUGGAGAUAAAAACAUCGAAUUGCUUAUCGCCGGAUUUCUGUAUAUCGUCGACUUUGAAAAUAUGCUCCAGCUAAGGCGAAACGAUCCUUCCAGAAGGAGGCAGAUUAAAAGGGACGCGGGCACUAUUCAAAAGAAGGGCGUGGCCGGAAUUAGAACGAACCCGCCCUCCACCUCCGGUUUUACCGAAUACAGACAAAACGAAAUCGUUUCUACGGAAACUACGCCCCCCGGAACACCAUCGAAUACCCCCCAAAGCCCAACUAGCGGACGAGAAUCUCCUAACGACGAUUUACGAGCCACAGUCGAAUUGAUUGGAAAUUUAAGGAUUUAGAUCUGAUUUAAAAGAUUAUGAGGUUUAAAGUAGUGAAUGUAUUGGCCCACUACUUUGCAUAUUUUAUUUUAUCUGCUUAAAGGUAUUAUUUUGACUCCACAAUAUGUUUUUGUUUUGUGGUUUAUUUUUUACUUUAUAUUAUUAUAUUUAUUUUUAAGA